This is a messenger RNA of Sturnus vulgaris (Common starling), 6000 nucleotides long. The record is from RefSeq and is a predicted model, not a curated record. Lineage: Eukaryota; Metazoa; Chordata; Aves; Passeriformes; Sturnidae.
AUGGCGGCAGCGCCCGGGCACGGCGGGGAGGCGGCCGAGGCGCGGCUGCGGCGGCCGCGGCGGCGGCGGCGGGGACUUUCCUUCUACACCCGAGUGCUGGAAAACUGCGAGGACGAGGCCAAGUUUGACGAGGAAAAUGGGAAGCAGAGUCCUGCACAGCUCCUCAGACAGCAAAGCCCUUUUCCCGUGAAAACCAGGUCCUGGCUCAUCGGGACGUUCCGGAUGGUUCUGCAGAAGGUGGUGGUGGAAGGGCAGCUGGAGGUGACGGACACGCUCAUCGAUGACAACAACUCUGCCAUCCAGACCAGCGUCUCCAUCGAGAUCCGCUACCAGGCUCUGGAUGGCACGGUGGGCACCUGGAAUGACAAGGAAUUCCUGGAGACUCCCAGCGUGCACUCGGAGGGGGAUGGGAGAUAUUCCCUGGAGACCGACAGCCUCCUGUCCGGCCACCGGCACGGCUCCGACGCCUCUCCCGGGAAAUCCAACCAGCAAUCCACGGAGAGGAACUUCCGGAGGGCUGGAAAAGGAGUUUUCUCAGCCAUGAAGCUUGGAAAGACACGCCCGUCCAAGGAUGAGCACCGGAAACAAGACGAUCCGGCUGUCCUGGAAACAGAAGAUCUGGACAGGAAGGCCAUGAGAUACGGAGCAGGCCUGGAGCCAGACACCAUCUCCCUGGCCUCUGUCACCGCUGUCACCACCAAUGUCUCCAACAAAAGGUCCAAGCCCGACAUCAGGAUGGAGCCGAGUGCUGGGAGGCCCAUGGAUUACCAGGUCAGCAUCACCAUCAUCGAGGCCCGGCAGCUCGUGGGGCUCAACAUGGACCCCGUGGUGUGCGUGGAGGUGGGGGAGGAGAAGAAAUACACCUCCAUGAAGGAAUCCACCAAUUGUCCUUACUACAACGAGUAUUUCGUCUUUGAUUUCCACGUCCCCCCCGAUGUCAUGUUCGACAAGAUCAUCAAGCUCUCCGUGAUCCACUCCAAAAACCUCCUGAGGAGCGGGACGUUGGUGGGGUCCUUCAAGAUGGAUGUUGGGACUGUUUAUACCCAGCCUGAGCACCAGUUCUACCACAAAUGGGCCAUCCUGUCCGACCCCGAGGACCUCACGGCCGGCCUCAAGGGCUACCUCAAGUGUGACAUCGCCGUGGUGGGCAAAGGGGACAACAUCAAGACCCCGCACAAGGCCAACGAGACUGAGGAGGACGACAUCGAAGGGAACCUCCUGCUCCCGGACGGGGUCCCGCCGGAGCGGCAGUGGGCUCGGUUCUACAUCAAGAUCUACCGCGCCGAGGGGCUGCCGCGGAUGAACACCAGCAUCAUGGCCAACGUCAAGAAGGCCCUCAUCGGGGAGAACAAGGACCUGGUGGACCCCUACGUGCAGGUGGCCUUCGCAGGGCAGAAGGGAAAGACAUCCAUACAGAAGAGCUGCUACGAGCCCCUCUGGAACGAGCAAAUCAUCUUCACGGAGAUGUUUCCCCCGCUGUGCAGGCGGAUCAAGAUCCAGAUCCGGGACUCAGACAAGGUCAACGACGUGGCCAUCGGGACCCACUUCAUCGAUCUGAGGAAAGUCUCCAACGAAGGGGACAAAGGUUUCCUGCCCACCUUCGGCCCCGCCUGGGUGAACAUGUACGGCUCCACCCGUAACUACACGCUGAUGGACGAGCACCAGGAGCUCAACGAGGGCCUGGGAGAGGGCGUCUCCUUCCGUGCCCGGCUCCUGCUGGGCCUGGCCGUGGAGAUCCUGGACACCACCAACCCAGAGAUCAACAGCUCCACCGAGGUGCAGGUGGAGCAGGCCACGGCCGUGGCCGAUAACUGCAGCGGGAAGAUGGAGGAAUUCUUCCUCUUUGGAGCCUUCCUGGAGGCCACCAUGAUCGACAGGAAGAUUGGGGACAAACCCAUUAACUUCGAGGUCACCAUAGGUAACUAUGGCAACCAGGUGGAUGGCUCCAGCAAACCCCUCCUGCGGAGGAAGAAAGAGGGAGGGGAUGGGGACGAGGAGGAGUCGGAGCUGCUCCAGAAUUCCAGUGAGGAUGAAGGUGGUGAGGAUGGAGAGCUGGUCUCCGUUUCUUCAUCCCAGCCUAUGAAGCCCCUGGUCACAGACAGGAAUUAUUUCCACCUGCCCUACCUGGAGAAGAAGCCGUGCAUUUACAUCCGGAGCUGGUGGCAGGACCAGCGGCGCCGGCUCUACAACGCCAACAUCAUGGACAAGAUCGCCGACAAACUGGAGGAGGGGCUCAAUGACGUGCAGGAGAUGAUCAAGACGGAGAAGCCGCACCCGGAGCGCCGGCUCCGAGGGGUCCUGGAGGAGCUGAGCAGCGGCUGCCUGCGCUUCCUGACCUUGGCUGACAAGGACCAGCACCACUCGUCCCGCACGAGGCUGGACCGGGAGAGGCUCAAAUCCUGCAUGAGGGAACUGGAGAACAUGGCCCAGCAGGCCACGGCCCUGCGCUCCCAGGUCAAGAGGAACACCAUGAAGGACAAGCUGAAGCUGGUGCAGAAUUUCCUGCAGAAGCUGCGGUUCCUGGCGGAUGAGCCCCAGCACACCAUUCCCGACGUUUUCAUCUGGAUGAUGAGCAACAACAAGCGCAUCGCCUACGCCCGCAUCCCUUCCAAGGACAUCCUGUACUCCAUCGUGGACGAGGAGAUGGGCAAGGACUGCGCCAAAGUGAAGACUGUUUUCCUCAAGCUGCCCGGGAAGAGGGGGUUUGGCCCCGCUGGCUGGACAGUCCAGGCCAAGAUGGAGAUCUACCUGUGGCUGGGCCUCAACAAGCAGCGCAAGGACUUCCUGAGCGGCCUCCCCUGUGGGUUCGAGGAGAAGAAAGUCCCCCGAGGCCAAAACCUGCCCUCCUUCCCACCCAUCAGCCUCUUGUACACCAAGAAACAGGUGUUCCAGCUGCGAGCCCACAUGUACCAAGCCAGGAGUUUGUUCGCAGCCGACAGCAGCGGCCUCUCGGAUCCCUUCGCGCGGGUCUUCUUCAUCUCCCAGAGCCAGUGCACCGAGGUUCUCAACGAGACCCUUUGCCCAACCUGGGACCAGCUCCUGGUGUUUGACAACGUGGAGCUGUACGGGGAAGCUCACGAGAUGAGGGAUGACCCCCCCAUCAUCGUCAUCGAGAUCUACGACCAGGACACCGUGGGAAAAGCCGAUUUCAUGGGCCGGACGUUCGCCAAGCCGGUGGUGAAGAUGUCAGAUGAGCAGUACUGCCCCCCACGAUUCCCACCACAGCUGGAGUAUUACCAGAUCUACCGCGGCAACGCCACGGCCGGGGACCUGCUGGCCGCCUUCGAGCUGCUCCAGAUCGGCCCUGGGGGUAAAUCAGACCUGCCCCCAAUCGAUGGCCCCACGGAGCUGGACCGAGGUCCCAUCCUGCCCGUGCCUCUGGGAAUUCGGCCGGUGCUGAGCAGAUACAGAGUGGAGAUCUUAUUCUGGGGGCUCAGGGACCUGAAGAGAGUGAACCUGGCCCAGGUGGACCGGCCCCGUGUGGACAUCGAGUGUGCCGGGAAGGGCGUCCAGUCUGCCCUGAUCCAGAACUACAAGAAAAACCCCAACUUCAGCACUUUGGUCAAGUGGUUCGAGGUGGACCUCCCUGAGAACGAGCUGCUGCACCCUCCCCUGAACAUCCGCGUGGUGGAUUGCCGCGCCUUCGGCCGCUACACCCUGGUGGGCUCCCACACCGUCAGCUCCCUGCGCAGGUUCAUCUACCGCCCACCCGACAAGACAGCCCAGCACUGGAACACGGCAGGGGAGAUCGUUGUCAACAUGGAACCCGAGGUUCCCAUCAAGAAGAUGGACACGAUGGUGAAGCUGGAAGCUAAUUCCGACGCCGUGGUGAAGGUGGAUGUGACCGAGGAAGAGAAGGAGAAAAAGAAGAAGAAGAAGAAAGGAGGAGGAGGAGGAGGAGGAGGGGAGGAAGUGGAGGAGGAGGAGCCGGACGAGAGCAUGUUGGACUGGUGGUCCAAGUACUUUGCUUCCAUUGAGACCAUGAAGGAGCAACUCCGGCAGCAGGAAGCAGCCGCGGCAGAGGCGGAGGAGAAGGAAGAGAUGGAGAUUGGAGAGGGUAAGACUGAUGCCAAACUUGGUGACUCUCCCACAAAAGGCUCCAAGGCUCAGGCAAAGAACAAGGAUAAGGACAAGGACAAGUCCAAGGCACCCAAAGAUGACAAGAAAAAGAAGCAGCAGCCGGCCCCUGAGCCCCCAGAGAAGAAGAACAAGCAGAAAAUCGAUGAACUCAAGGUCUACAACAAAGAGCUGGAAGCAGAGUUUGACAACUUUGAGGACUGGCUGCACACCUUCAACCUGCUGCGGGGCAAGAUUGGGGACAACGACGACAACGCCACGGAGGAGGAGCGGAUCGUGGGGAGGUUCAAAGGCUCCAUGUGCGUCUACAAAGUGCCGCUCCCCGACGACACGGCCAAGGAGGCUGGGUAUGACCCCACCUUCGGGAUGUUCCAGGGGAUCCCCAGCAACGACCCCAUCAAUGUGCUGGUCCGAGUCUACAUCGUGAGGGCCACGGAUCUCCACCCAGCUGACAUCAACGGGAAAGCCGACCCCUACAUCGCCAUCAAGCUGGGCAAGACGGACAUCAAGGACAAGGAGAACUACAUCUCCAAGCAGCUGAACCCCGUCUUUGGGAAAUCCUUUGACAUCGAGGCCACCUUCCCCAUGGAGUCCAUGCUGACCGUGGCUGUGUACGACUGGGACUUGGUGGGCACUGACGACCUCAUCGGGGAGACCAAGAUCGACCUGGAGAAUCGAUUCUACAGCAAGCACCGAGCGACCUGCGGGGUGUCCCAGACCUACUCCAUCCACGGGUACAACACCUGGCGUGACCCCAUGAAGCCUUCCCAAAUCCUGUCCAAGCUGUGCAAAGAGGGAAAAGUGGAUGGGCCACACUUUGGGCCGGGGGGAAGAGUGAAAGUUGCCAACAGAGUCUUCACUGGCCCCACAGAGAUCGAGGAUGAAAACGGCCAGAAGAAGCCGACGGACGAGCACCUGGCGCUGGCGGUGCUGCGGCACUGGGAGGACAUCCCGCGCGCCGGCUGCCGCCUGGUCCCCGAGCACGUGGAGACGCGGCCACUGCUCAACCCCGACAAGCCGGGCAUCGAGCAGGGCCGCCUGGAGAUGUGGGUGGACAUGUUCCCCAUGGAUAUGCCAGCACCAGGCCCUGCCAUCGAUAUUUCUCCCAGGAAACCAAAGAAGUACGAGCUCAGGGUGAUCGUGUGGAACACCGACGAGGUCAUCCUGGAGGACGACGACUACUUCACCGGCGAGAAAUCCAGCGACAUUUUUGUCAGGGGGUGGCUGAAGGGGCAGCAGGAGGACAAGCAGGACACGGAUGUCCAUUACCACUCCCUCACUGGUGAGGGCAACUUCAACUGGCGCUACAUCUUCCCCUUCGACUACCUGAUGGCCGAGGAGAAGAUCGUCAUCUCCAAGAAGGAGUCCAUGUUCUCCUGGGAUGAGACCGAGUACAAGAUCCCAGCCCGCCUCACCCUGCAGGUCUGGGAUGCCGACCACUUCUCUGCCGAUGAUUUCCUGGGGGCCAUCGAGCUGGAUCUGAACCGCUUCCCCCGGGGAGCCAAGACAUCCAAGCAGUGCAGCCUGGAGAUGGUGACCAAUGAGGCUGAGCUGCCCAUGAUCUCCAUCUUCAAGCAGAAGCGGGUCAAGGGCUGGUGGCCAUUUGUGGCCAGAGAUGAGAACGAUGAGCUGGAGAUCACCGGCAAAGUCGAGGCCGAGCUGCACCUUCUGACAGCGGAGGAGGCUGAGAAAUCCCCUGCUGGGCUGGCUCGAAAUGAGCCUGAUCCCCUGGAGAAACCCAACCGCCCGGACACGUCGUUCAUCUGGUUCCUGAACCCGCUCAAGUCCAUCAAAUACCUCAUCUGCACCCGCUACAAGUGGCUCAUCAUCAAGAUCGUGCUGGCCCUGCUGCUCCUCAUCAUGGUGGCCCUGUUCCUCUACAGCAUGCCGGGAUACAUGGUCAAGAAGCUGCUGGGAGCGUGA